This is a messenger RNA of Eucalyptus grandis, 2119 nucleotides long. RefSeq names its product pescadillo homolog. Gene Ontology annotation, cellular component: nucleolus; PeBoW complex. The record is from RefSeq and is a predicted model, not a curated record. The transcript is spliced from 13 exons. Lineage: Eukaryota; Viridiplantae; Streptophyta; Magnoliopsida; Myrtales; Myrtaceae. The coding region runs from base 129 to 1928 and encodes 599 amino acids. Gene Ontology annotation, biological process: ribosome biogenesis; maturation of LSU-rRNA from tricistronic rRNA transcript (SSU-rRNA, 5.8S rRNA, LSU-rRNA). Gene Ontology annotation, molecular function: RNA binding.
AUUUUGCUCAUUUUUAACGGUCGUCGCUAACAUACAUAAACCCUACAAUCCGCUCCAUUCUGAGCAGCCGCUUCCCCGCUCUCCGCUCGCUUCUCCUCUCCUCUCCCUGCGCCGACAACGCCGCGACCAUGCCGAAGCACUACAGGCCUGCGGGAAAGAAGAAGGAAGGCAACGUCGCGAAGUACGUCACCAGGUCCCAAGCCGUCAAGCUCCUCCAAGUCAGUCUCGUCACUUUCAGGAGGCUAUGCAUCCUGAAAGGUGUAUUUCCCCGGGAACCUAAGAAGAAAGUCAAGGGGAACCACCACACUUAUUAUCAUUUGAAGGAUAUCUUGUUUGUCAAACAUGAUCCAUUGCUCGAAAAGUUUAGGGAGAUGCGGACUUACGAAAAGAAACUUAAGAAAGCCCAGGCCAAGAGAAAUAAGGAUCUUUAUGAGCGUCUUCGCACUCGAAAGCCUACUUACACGCUUGACAGACUCAUAUUGGAGAGGUAUCCUAAGUUUGUUGACGCUCUUAGAGACUUGGAUGACUGCCUGUCCAUGGUGCACCUUUUUGCGGCAUUACCAGCCUUGGAGCGGGAAAAUAUCGAAGUGAAGCGCAUCCAUAAUUGUCGAAAGUUGAGUCAUGAAUGGCAAGCUUAUAUUGCUCGAACUCAUAAGCUCAGAAAAGUCUUCAUAUCUGUGAAAGGCAUAUAUUAUCAGGCUGAAGUCGAUGGUCAGAAGAUCACAUGGUUAACACCUCAUGCCUUGCAGCAAGUUCUGCCUGACGAUGUGGACUAUUCUGUCAUGCUAACUUUUUUGGAAUUUUAUGAGACUCUUCUAGCUUUUACGAAUUUCAAGCUUUAUCAUUCAAUCAAUGUUAAGUAUCCACCAAUUCUGGAUCCCCAACUGGAGGCUUUAGCUGAAGAACUUUAUGCGUUGUCAAGAUAUCUUGAUGCUAAUACUAGAUCCUCCCGUGCCUCUGGAUCUGACCAAGUGGAAGGUCAAGAAAAUGAAAAGCAGCAUGAUGAAUCUGAUUUAAGGCUUGCACAACUUCAACAUCAGCUUCCUCAUAAUGAACCUGGGGCUUUAAUGCACCUGGUUGAGGAUGCUGCUGGUGAGGAUGAGGAUGAUGAAGAUACGAAGGACUGUAAGAAUCUCUUCAAGGAUAUGAAGUUCUUCUUGGGUCGUGAGGUUCCUAGAGAGUCUUUGCUUUUCGUUAUUCCUGCUUUUGGAGGUAUUGUUUCUUGGGAGGGAGAUGGGGCUCCGUAUAGGGAAGCUGAUCAGAGCAUUACCCAUCAGAUUGUUGAUAGACCGACUCAAGGUCAUAUAUUUCUUUCUAGAGAGUAUGUCCAGCCUCAAUGGAUAUACGACUGUGUGAAUGCAAGAGUUAUCUUGCCAACUGAGGGUUACCUGGUGGGAAGGGUUCCUCCACCACACUUGUCACCUUUUGUCAAUAAUGAAGCUGAGGGAUAUGUGCCAGAAUAUGCAGAGACCAUUAAGCGUUUGCAGGCUGCUGCCAGAAAUGAGGUUCUUCCAAUGCCAGGCACCGGAAAAGAAGACUUGGAAGAUCCUCAGCGUCUCUUGGUUGAAGGGAUCAUUGACCGUGCUGAGGCAAAGGAAGCUACUGAGAAGAAGCGGAAGAUGGAAACUCUGAAAGAACAGUAUCAUGACGAGUUAAAAAUGGAAAUAGAGGGAGCCACGUAUUCAUCCAUGAUCAAUCGAAACACAGAGAGCAAUGCAGCAAGUGGAGAAGCCAGGGAGGAAUCCGUUCCUGAUCUGGAACAAACUGCUGAAGAUGGCGCAAAUAUGGCGAAGAUUGUGAUGUCACGGAAGAAGAGGAGGCUUUUAGAAGCCAUUGAGAUAGGGAAGAAACGGAAGCAAGCUAAUGUCGAUCUUCUUAAAGAACGGAAGAAGAAAAAUGAAGCAGGUCAGACGUCAAAGGCGAAAUAAUUCGGCCCAGAAAUUUCAGCUUUUUGGGAUUAUUUUGAUGUUUGUGUAUCGUGCUUUAAUCUGUUGGAAGAAUAGUGUAUCGCCAAUUAAAGGUAUUGGCUAAAAUUUUGCAGAAGUAUGGAUAUGAUAAAAAUGCGUAAAAUAUAUUCUUCUUGAAAGCUGAUUGAUAGCGGGGUUGUUCAACUUGCUAC